CUGGAAUUGAUUAAUAAAGACUUUGAACAAGUCAAAAAUACUUCUCAUGGCUCCACUUCAGAAUGCAAGUUUUUCUGUGUUCCAAGAGACUUUACCACAUUUGCGCUACGGUAUCACCUGUGGAAGAAUGAGGGCCUUAGGUUUGGAUCCAGUUGAGGACCACCACUGAGAUUCAACGUUGACUGCUUCUGAAAUGCAGGAUGUCUGGCAGGCUAUGGCAAUCUUCCAAGAGGUCGAAGAAGGGGAGGCAGGAAGAGCAUCUGAGGAGGACUUCAAACAUGACCAGGAAGAUCUUCACCAACACCAGGGAGCGGUGGAGGCAGCAGAAUGUCAACAGUGCCUUUGCCAAGCUGAGGAAGCUCAUCCCCACUCACCCUCCAGACAAAAAGCUAAGCAAAAAUGAAACACUUCGCCUGGCAAUGAGAUAUAUCAACUUCCUGGUCAAGGUUUUAGGGGAGCAAACCCUGCAGCAAACAGGAGUGGCUGCUCAGGGAAACAUUCUGGGACUCUUCCCCCAAGGAUCCCACCUGCCGGACAGGACUCUUCUUGGUGACUACCAGGUUCCUUCACUUGACCCAAGCCCCAAAGUUGUGUAGUGGGGCUCUGGCUGUAAUCACCCAGGGCAGCACUUGCUCAGAAGCCACUGGCCGUCGACAGCCUUUUGCAUGUUCUGGUAUCAACUUGAUGAAUAAUUUGUGAGGCAUGAAUUUAAGUUCCACAGGAGAUGGCUCAGGGACAGCUGAGCCGGAAAGGGGCUAUGAGGCUUUGGAGUCUGCCACCAGCCCGGGCCUUUCAGGCAGAGCAACCCACCUCUAUUUUAUUUAUCCAGGAUCUGCAUAACAUGUUGUUUGUGGGGGAAAAAAAAGAAAAAAGAAGAAAAAAAACAUAGGUUAAACACAGGUUUGAAAACCACCGCUUUACUCAAUUUGUUUUCAAUACAAGGAAGGAGUUUUCUCAUAACAGAUCUCAGAUGGAUGAGUAGAAAAUGCUUCCCUCAAAAUGUAUUUUUUUUUUCGAAAUGUAUUUUAAAGUUUGUUUUGAAAAAUGAGAUAUAUGUGAUGGAGGGUGAAUGAAAUAAGGUUGAUGAAUGUGAAGACAACCCUCAUGGAAACCAACAUGAACUCCCUGCGGAAGUUCAGGGAAAAGACCCUCCUGACCUGUGAGGAUUACAGGAACAUGGCCAAUACAUGUGGAAGAGCUCUGUAUCCCUUAUCCCUGUGGAAAUACGAAGUGUUGCCUGUGUUGAGCCAUUUAUAUAUGUGUUAUCUCUAAAGCCAAAAGGUGGAUUAUAUCUGUGAGAGGAAAGGACUUGAUAAUUUAUGAAGUAGAGUUCAUAGUUUUCUUAUGAAAAACAGCUGAACUAGGUUAUCUAAACCCUUAGUUGCACAUGUCAGACAUUAAAACUUUUCAUUCAGCCUGA
Molecule: messenger RNA, 1420 nt
Organism: Canis lupus familiaris (dog)
Lineage: Eukaryota; Metazoa; Chordata; Mammalia; Carnivora; Canidae
Gene: TAL2
Product: TAL bHLH transcription factor 2
Exons: 4
Coding region: 201-596 (131 amino acids)
Biological process (GO): regulation of transcription by RNA polymerase II
Molecular function (GO): DNA-binding transcription factor activity, RNA polymerase II-specific; protein dimerization activity; RNA polymerase II cis-regulatory region sequence-specific DNA binding
Source: RefSeq, a predicted model, not a curated record